AUGGUAGUCCGUCCUAAUGAAACUUUGUAUAGUCUUGCCGAUAAACUAGCGGAUAUCGACGAAAAAACCAGAGAAUCCUCUAACCAUAUCUUAUCAGCUAGGUAUCUUCUUAUUGACGAGAAAAUACCUACUGUGUUCGACUACUGGGUGAAAGAGGCCAAAAACUACAGCCUUUUUGAAACUAUCAAAAACAUAACUCCAGCUAAUGCCAGUAUUCUCCAGCCUAUUCUUUUAAACUCGAUGUGUAUUACAGAGAGUGCUGUCAUAGAGAUUCUUGAUGGGUUGGUGGUGCAUGAUGGCCGUUUGGUGCCAGUUUCAUCAGUAGUAGACUCGAAUUCAAGUCUAGCUGAUGACAGUUUGACUCGUCGUGAUUCGGUUUCAUCACGCCCGGGGUUAUCUGAUGUAGAAACCGAUCCUCUUCUUAAUCCUGGUCCAGCCCGAGCCCCUUCUAAUCAUGAGUUGCUCACAGCAGAUAGGACCUCAUCACCGGCCGACCCUGCUUUAGUUCAAUCCUGUGCUGACCAAGCUCUAUCCAACCGAUCCCCAUCCAAUCUGUCUCUCACCAACAUCUCACCAACCACGCCACCUACUGACCAGCAUGCUGAGAUAAUCAACCUAGCCAACAUCUCGCCCAGUACUCACUCCAGUCAAGAUAAUGAUAACCCCAUACCCACCAAUGUUGCUCGACAGCACAUUUAUGUCAAACUAUCGGCAUACCUCUGGUCUGAGCUGACCUGCAGAGCCGGAAUGUACAUUUACGCCUACAACCAAAAGAAGAACUUCCCUAUAAACCCUGCGAAGACGCUGGAGCAGAUUUGGCGAGCCCUAAAGAUUUCGGUGCAUGUUCCCACCCAACUCAGUGUCCUUCAUAAAUGGGUAAGUUUAGGAAUGCUUACUUCCAGCGCUUACCACGAUGUCACUCCACUCACUUUAGAAGAGGUUUACGCGAAAAUAGGGAAGCGAAACAUUCCAGAGCUAGUGGACGAGUUGGGCUCAAAAAUAAGCCUUGCUCUGUCCAAGGACAUUCUGCCCUCCAAAAGCAGCUUGGCUUUGCUCAAGGGUAUGCACGAGCAUGCGGCCGAAAUAGUCGCCUCUGAGCUCUUUGGCAUCGAGCAAGAAGAAUAUAUUCGGGCCGAGAAGGCUUUCCGUGAGCUAGCCAAUCUCGCGCAUAACACCAAUACUAACCCCACGCUAGCCAAAUCCAUCGAAGCUACAGAAGCGGUUGAGGGGCCCACUGAGGCCCAGCUUGAGAAUGAAGCGAUAAUACAGCAGUUUUUGGUCAUGUAUCAGAAAGCCCUGGAGGAUGCUGAUACCGGCGCGUUUGCUGCCAAGAGUGGUAAAGGCCGACAGCAUCUGCAUCGAGAGCAAACAACAGCGCAAAUGAUGCUAAUUGGCUUGGGAGUGCAGCCUGAUACAACUACUCUCGAUCAAAGUCUGGUGGCUUUGCUGAUAACUCGUUUUGCUCUGACUUUGAUCAUGGCGUCGUUAGUGGCAAUGGAAAGUAUUUUCUCGUUAUUCCAUCCAUACGGCGCAUGGUACAUUGCAGACUGUGCAUUUAAGGCAAUUCUGGCUAUUUUGGUAGCUGUUUUGAUUAGUGUUCUUUUGCAGCUUGUGCAGCCUAUUGAUCAGCGUCGUGGGGUUAUCAAAGCUAUCAAAGAGCACUGGCUGCGAAUUGGUCUGAUCUUUUUGGGUGGGAUGUGCAUUGGCUUCCUGCUAAGCAUUAAGUUUACCAAUGAUGUACAAAACAUUAUUCAUGCAGUUCUUGGAGUCAUAUCUAUGCUUGCGUUUGCCGGCUCUCAAAUCAUUGGAUUUAUCCUCAAGAAGAAGCACCGGCAGAAAAUACGCGCUAUAAACAAGCUUGGCUUGGCAGUGGCCGUACUUCUGUUGGUAGCACUGGCUAGUGCAGGGGUUAUUUAUCUUGUUCGGGCAAUUCCCAGCCCGUCUCUGCAAUCAGAGCAGCUAAGCUAA
Nematocida homosporus is the source of this 1968-nucleotide messenger RNA. RefSeq lists its product as uncharacterized. The coding region runs from base 1 to 1968 and encodes 655 amino acids. The record is from RefSeq and is a predicted model, not a curated record. NCBI's taxonomy places the organism in Eukaryota, Fungi, Microsporidia. The transcript has a single exon.